Messenger RNA from Protobothrops mucrosquamatus (brown spotted pit viper), 1406 nucleotides. RefSeq names its product V-set and immunoglobulin domain-containing protein 10-like 2. The record is from RefSeq and is a predicted model, not a curated record. The transcript is spliced from 5 exons. NCBI's taxonomy places the organism in Eukaryota, Metazoa, Chordata, Lepidosauria, Squamata, Viperidae. Gene Ontology annotation, molecular function: cell adhesion molecule binding. Gene Ontology annotation, cellular component: cell-cell junction. Gene Ontology annotation, biological process: cell-cell adhesion. The annotation marks the transcript as partial.
UUCCCAAGCCCUUUCUGCAGAUGAACAAUUCAACACCCGUGGAAGGCAUGCCGGUUGUGAUGAUCUGCACAGUGAAAGAAGGGACACCUCCUAUUGUUUAUUCUUGGCAGCACGACACUAACCGAGAUGGCAUGGUGGUUCUUGCCGAAGCAGUGACACCUCUCUUAAACUUGACCUCAGCAAACCGGACAUACAUGGGUUGGUACACUUGCACAGCUCACAAUGAGGUCAACAGCCAAACCAGCAAUGGGAUGUACCUGGACGUUAUCUAUGGUCCAGAUGAGCCGGUGAUCAGCAUAGAGCCAUUUGCAAUUAACCAACAUGGCUUCUCAGCCAAUGAACAAGAAGAAGUGAUCAUGACAUGUCUAGCUCCUUCCAAUCCUCCCAGCCACUACAUUUGGUUCUAUAACAGCUCUCAAGUCUACUCCGGACAGAAGUAUGUGAUUGCCAGAAUCUCACGGACUCAAACAGGCAUCUAUACUUGCUUAGCCCAGAAUAUGCAUCUGAAUACUCGGACCCAGGCAACUAUUAUCUUGACUGUCUAUUGGACGUUGGCCUGCAGUGUCAUAGCGACCAAACUCAAUGAAUUCCUCAUGUUGACCUGUGACUGGCCAGGGGGAAACCCUCAGGUGAUGCUCUGGUGGAGAGACUGGAGGCAUCAUGUGCUGGGAGGCACGAAACCAUCACACAAUGUUUUUAUCAUGAAGCCCAACACCACCCUUGGAGGCAAGGCGUUCACCUGCAUGGCAGCUCACCCUCUGUGGGCAAGAACUGCUGAGUGCCAUGUCCGUCUGGAACCCCCCAAGCUUAUGGUGGAACGGUCCAAGGUGUCAUUGUUUGAAGGCAGUGAGGUCCAGUUGGCCUGCUUCCUCCAAGGUGCUUAUUUGGGCUCUGAAGUCUUGUGGUACAACAAUAAGAACCAGCCUAUUACAGCAAACACUAGGAAAUACCAUCUUCAGCAGAAGAAUACUUGGUUUAAUUUGACCCUCCAGGACAUAGAAUGGAUACGGGAUAGCGGCAUUUACCGUUGUGCUGCCAUUAAUGCUGUGGGCAAUGACUCUGCCACAAUCAGCCUCCAGGUAAAAAAAUACCCCAACCCACCCAAUGUGACAAUCAGCAGACUGAUGUACACUCGCCCCCGUACAGAGGUGGAACUGGAAUGGGAAACUCGAGGCUCAGGAAACCUGACUGGCUUUGUAGUCCAGAGGAGAGAAGCAAAAAAGACCGGCCCAAAGCAGAUGACCAGCAGCUGGGAAACAGUGGCCAACAACAUUGAUCCUGAUGUCCGUGGCCGAAAGUUGGGUGGUCUGGAUCCCGCAGUGGUGUAUGCUUUUCGGAUCCUUGCUGUUAACCAUCGUACCACUGGGUAUCCCUCUGAAAUGAAGACCCCAGGUGCAUUCGAGUAG